AUGGCAACUAAACCCACCCCCGAAGAAAUUACUCGUAAAAAAGAAUAUCAAGUUAAUCAAUGUAAAAAAACUUAUAUGCGAACUAGAACCCAAGAAAGAGUAAGCAAGCCAACAAUUACCUCUCCAAAAGCCAAAAAAGAAGAAGUUAAAAUAAUUAACUUAGCAAUUCAUUUAGAAAAAAUAACCGCCCAACUAAAUGAUGGACGAGAAUUAAACAUUAGCAACCGAGAUUUAGCCGGCAAUGCCGAUUUAAGUGAAUUUACCGCCCUCCAAAGUUUAAAUUCUUAUAAUAAUAAGUUUGAAAACCUAGAAUUUUUGAACUCUCUUCCAAAUAAAAAUCAACUAAAAAAACUUAACUUCUUUGGCACGGUUUUAAUGGACUUAUUAGAGUAUGCUCAACAGUUAGUUAAUCGUGGUCAUGCUUCCCAUAACGCUCAUGUAGUUCAUUUACAAGAAUUAGUUCAAGAAAAGCAACCGCCAACAGAAAUUAAACCAAAAGCAGAACAAAACAGUCAAGUUCCGGUAAAGGAUUCUAACAACAAUACUUUUUAUUUAGUUGGUGGCUUGUAUCCUAAGGAAAAAAGAACCAAUGUCUAUGAAUUACAUCUUAACGAAUCAGAUUUAACAGGAGAGUUAGAUUUAAUUGAUUUCAUUAUAAAACUUUCUAAUGCUCAGCGAUGGUUAGAUGAAAACUAUCCGAAAAACGGCAGAUGUCAAAACUCUGAGGACUGGCAUAAUAAAGGAUCAAAAAGAAAAGAAAUUAACUUGGAAGGUUCUUUUAGGUUGGAAGGUUUUGAUAAUUUAAAAAAUUUAUUUUGUAAUGAUGAUCAAUUUACUGGUUUGGUUGAUGCUGGGCUAGAAAAUUUACCUGAAAAACUAGAAAAUAUUACCUUAAAAGAAAGAAAUAUUUUGAUAUGUGAGACAAAUACGGAGGUUUUGAGGGAACAUACUCAGAAACCGAAAUAUAUUUUAGCAGAAAGCAAACUAAAGGAAAUUAAUGAAGAGAAAGAUGGAGAAAUUCAGCAGUUGCAAGCAAGAGUUAACGAAUUGUCGAAACAAAAGCUAGCAAACGAGCAGCCGGCUUCAGAAUUAAUUCAAUUAAAAGAAAUUAAUGACAUUGUUCUGCCAAAUAGAAAUAGUUUUAAUUUUACUUCUCUAAAACGAGAAAUCAAAAAACUUAAAAAUGAAAAUCUAACUAGCCAAGUCGAAAAUAAAAAAAGCGAAAUAGAACAGUUAACUAAUCUGAUUAACCAAGAAAAAUUUCAUUUUAAAACUCGCCAAGAAUUGCAGAAUUUAAUUCAAACUAAACAAAGAGAAGUCAGACAAUUAGGAAUCCAACUAGGGAAUUUACAAAUCCAAGAACAAACUGCUCAAAUCCUUCAAACUAACUUACCUAGCUCAAGCCAAGGAAAUAACUGCUAA
Funneliformis geosporum is the source of this 1422-nucleotide messenger RNA. NCBI's taxonomy places the organism in Eukaryota, Fungi, Glomeromycota, Glomeromycetes, Glomerales, Glomeraceae. The record is from the annotation of a GenBank genome assembly.